AUGAAUCCUAAAUGGUUAGAUGCCUACCAUGACCCAGUAGCCUCUCUGUAUACCUUCACUCAAUGUUUAACUCUAGCUGAUAUUCAGGCUGAUUCAGACUGGAAACUCAUCAUAGCUGAUCUGGGUACAGGAUCCUAUGAUAUGAAACUUAAAGUCUAUAAAAAUACAAGUCUACUGAGUGAACAUGCUAUAAUAGAUCUACCUACAGGUGUUGUUACAUUUUAUAUGGAUACACUAGAACCAAGAACUCCAGCUAUUGCAGUAGCUUCUGGUCCGUAUAUUUAUAUUUAUAAAAAUCUACGACCAUAUUUCAAAUUCACAUUACCUCCCUUAGAAGUCAAUCAAGUAGAGAAAGAAUUGUGGGAACAGGCAAAAAAUGAGAAUAUCAAUAUUUCAGUUUUAAGAGACACAUUAGAAGGAUUGAGGAAUGAAGGUAAUCCACUAACAGUACGCUCUAUGAAGUUUCUACAACUGGAGAGUUCCGAUAUGGAAGCGUUUGCUACUUUACAUAAACACUCUCCAUUAAAAAGACAGACUGUAAUAACAUGUCUAGAUACUCUGAAGAAAUCUCUAGCAGAUGAAGAUGCUAUAAGCUGUUUAGUUGUUGGAACAGAAAACAAGUUGAUCUAUAUACUAGAUCCUGAAGCUUUCACUGUUCUUGCUACGAUGGAUCUACUCAGUGUACCUGUAUUUAUCAGUGUUAAUGGUUUAUUUGAUGUAGAGUAUAGACUAGUGGUAUCUUGUAGAAAUGGCUGUAUUUAUACUUUAAAAAGAGGUUCUAAAGAGGGUAGUAAACACUGUAUUGAGUUGAAUUCACAGCCUGUUGGAAUGGAACGUAUUAAUAAAACUAUAUAUGUUGGUUGUAUGGAUGAAACUUUACAAUGUUAUUCCUCCAAGGGUAAGAAGUUAUGGACAGUCAAGCUACCAGCUAGUGUAACUACUAUGAAAGCUAUUGACUAUACUCCACGACAGUUGAAGGCUCUACUAGUAGCUCUGAGUAACUGUGAGGUUCAUAUGUAUAAAGAUAAAUACCUAGUAGAUAUUAUUAAAACUGAGGGUAUUGUUACUGGCCUACAGUUCGGUAGAUUUGGUAGAGAAGAUGGUACAUUGGUUAUGACAACUAGAGGUGGUGGAUUGUUUGUGAAGAUAUUAAAGAGAUCAGCUAAAUUUGAAGAGAAAGAUGCUCUAGCUGGUCCACCAGCAGCACAGAAUGUUAAAAUCAACAUGCCGAAGAAAACCAAGUUAUUUGUUGAUCAAACUAUGAGAGAAAAGGAGAAUGCUGUUUCAAUGCAUAGAACAUUCCAGAGAGAUUUGUAUUUAUUACGUCUGAACACUGCCAGGCAGUAUGUUAAGGCUUUAGAGAACAGUAUGAAUCCUAUAUCAUCAGACCCUACAGAACCUCUCAAACUCUCAGCACAGAUUCAAGGAAUUGGUCCAACGUUUAAACUGACAGUAAAUCUUCAGAACACAUCUCUCAGUACACCAGUUUAUAAUAUUAUUAUUACGUUUCAUUUUGAUGAUAAACUAUAUUCUUUUAGAAAUAAAUAUAUAGAGGUACCAAUGUUGGUACCAGGGUUGAAUUAUGCCUUUGAAACAUUUAUAGACUGUUUAAAUGAUAGGGGAGUCUCUGAUAAUGUCAAGGUAUUUGUGUUAAAGGAUGGAAAGAGUGUUCCCAUAGUUACUGGAGUUAUCAGCAUGCCUGUUAGUGAAGCUGCAGCAGUCGCUUAA
This is a messenger RNA of Lottia gigantea (owl limpet), 1728 nucleotides long. RefSeq lists its product as hypothetical. The record is from RefSeq and is a predicted model, not a curated record. The transcript is spliced from 14 exons. Lineage: Eukaryota; Metazoa; Mollusca; Gastropoda; Lottiidae. Gene Ontology annotation, biological process: protein localization to cilium; non-motile cilium assembly. Gene Ontology annotation, molecular function: smoothened binding; patched binding. Gene Ontology annotation, cellular component: BBSome; centrosome; axoneme. The coding region runs from base 1 to 1728 and encodes 575 amino acids.